CGGUUGUGUGGCGUACGUAUAUAAAGUAGACGCGCAGGAGUCGUUCAUCAGUCAGUCGGUGCUCAGUGCUGUAGUACAACCUAAUAUAUCCAACAUGAAGUACUUGAUUGUCGUCGCUCUUGCCGUGGCCGCGGUCUGCGCCGAAGAAGCCAAGAAGACAGAAAAACGAGGUUUAGCCGGCCUAGGAUAUGGUGGGCUAGGAUACGGUGGUCACGGCUUGGGUUAUGAAGGCCUUGGCUACUCCGGCGGACUAGGAUAUGGCGGCUUGGGAUACGGUGGCUAUGCUGCCGCCCCCGUCGCUGUCAGCAAGGUUGCAUACACCACCGCGCAUGGUCUCGGCGGAUACGGAGGAUACGGGGGAUACGGAUAUGGCGGCCUCAGCGGAUACGGCGGAUACUCCGGCCUCGGUUAUGGUGGUCACAGUUACUCCGGCCAUGGAUACUAUGGCGCCCCUGCUUUGAGCUACGCCAACCAGGUUGCCUACAACGGCUAUGGCGGUUAUGGCGGAUAUGGCGGUUACGGGCACGGUCUCGGCGGAUAUGGCGGGCUUGGUUACUACGGACAUCACUAAACCUCAACGAAUAACCUCGUGUUUUGAUAUAAUGUGUUCAUUGUAUAUUUUCUAAAUAAUUCUCAAUCAUAGGGUACGGACACGCCGUCUAGUGUCGAAAUUUUAUGAAGUGUUUAAUGGUUCUUCUACAUCCAAGUACCCUUAACUAAGUGGGUUUAAGUACCACACUAUUUUGUACAACGAAUUUUAAGCCCUUAAGUUUGUGUAAAUAUUUAAAUAUAUAAAACUUUACAUUA
Molecule: messenger RNA, 807 nt
Organism: Galleria mellonella (greater wax moth)
Lineage: Eukaryota; Metazoa; Arthropoda; Insecta; Lepidoptera; Pyralidae
Gene: CPG6
Product: shematrin-like protein 2
Exons: 4
Coding region: 95-571 (158 amino acids)
Source: RefSeq, a predicted model, not a curated record